CUCUUCGAAAUAGACUUAUAUUUCGCAUGAAGAUGGCACAUAAAUUGAAAAAUGUGAGGGACAGAUUGGAAGCCAUUUCCAUGGAGAGAUCAAAGUUUCAUUUGAGAGAGGGAGUUAUAAAUAUGGAAGUUCUUGAUAUAGAAAGGCGACAAACUAGCUCAAUUGUGAAUGAAAGUGAGAUUUAUGGAAGGGGGGGAGAGAAAGAAAAGAUAAUUGAAGUGUUGCUCACUGAUGUGUCUAAUCAAGAUAAUCUUGCCAUUUAUGCUGUAUGGGGUAUGGGGGGCCUGGGAAAAACAACACUUGCACAGUUAGUCUACAAUGAUGCACGGGUGGAGAGGCAUUUUGAGAUGAGAAUUUGGGUUUGUGUAUCAGAUGAUUUCCAUAUAAGAAGGUUGGUGGGAGCGAUCAUAGAGUCCAUUGAUGGAAAUGCAUGUAGUCUUUCAGAGUUGGAUUCACAACAGCAACGCCUACAAGAAAAAUUGCGUGGGAGGAGAUUUUUACUUGUUUUGGAUGAUGUCUGGAAUGAGUACCAUGACAAAUGGGAUGGCCUAAAAGCUGCACUGAGGUGUGGGGCGAAAGGGAGUAUGGUUAUAGUGACAACUCGGAUUGAAAAAGUUGCACUUAUGAUGGCCACACUUCCAAUACAUCACAUGGGAUGUUUGUCAGAGGCUGAUUCUUGGUCCUUGUUCAAGGGACGUGCAUUUGGGAUGGGAAGGGUAGAGGAGAACUCAGAAUUGGAAUCAAUUGGCAAGGAAAUAGUGAAGAAGUGUGGAGGGAUACCUCUAGCAAUAAAGGCUCUUGGAAGCCUCAUGAGCUUAAAAAAUAGGAAGAGUGAGUGGUUAUUUGUGAAAGAAAGUGAAAUUUGGGAUUUGCUAGAAGGUGAAAAUUCCAUCUUACCUGCCCUAAGGUUGAGUUAUCACCAUUUACCCCCAUAUUUGAAACAAUGUUUUGCUUACUGUUGUGUAUUCCCCAAAGAUCAUACGCUUGAGAUGGACACAUUGAUACAAUUGUGGUUGGCUAAUGGUUUUAUUCCCUCCAAAGGACUAUUAAAUUUGCAUGAUGUUGGCCGUGAUAUCUUCAAUGAAUUAGUUUGGAGAUCAUUCUUUCAAGAUGUCAAGGAGGAUGUUCUUGGUAAUAUAACAUGUAAAAUGCAUGAUCUUAUGCAUGACCUUGCCCAAUUUAUUAUGAUGCUUGAAUGCUCUACGGUGGAAUCGGGUAAAGAAAUGAAAGUUUCAAAAAGGAUUCGUCACUUGUCUUUUACCAUGAGCUCAGAAGUGAUUCCUUGGACUAAGGACAUAUACAAAGUUCAAUCUCUACGCUCAUGCAUCCAGACAACACCUGAUUAUAACCGUCAAUAUAAAUCUCUUUUGCCCUUGUUAUCGAAGCAAAAGUAUCUUCGGGUAUGGGAUUUUAGAUGUGCUAUUGAGGAAGUACCAAGGUCCAUCAUCAAUUUAAAACAUUUGAGGUAUCUCGACAUGUCUUAUUCUAGAAUCAAAAUUUUACCUGAAUCAACAACUUGCCUUUUGAACCUAGAAGUGCUGAAACUAGAUUACUGUUAUAAUCUUUUAGAGUUACCCAAUGGUAUGAAGCACAUGAAAAGUCUGACAUAUCUAGGCCUCACUAACUGUUAUUUCCUAACUCAUAUGCCCAAAGAAAUGGGACAACUAACUUGUCUCCAUUCAUUGAGCUUAUUCAUUGUUGGCAAGGAUGAUGGUUAUCAAAUAAAUGAGCUGAAAGGACUUAAUCUUCGGGGUGCGUUGUGCUUAAAGGAUCUUGAUAACGUAACAAAUUUAAUGGAUGCCAAAAAUGCCAAUUUGAUUGGGAAAGAAAAUCUUCACUCAGUGAGUUUGGUUUGGCGAAGAGAAGACAAGAGCAAUAUACCAGCAAAUGUAGAAGAUGUUCUUGACGGUCUCCAACCUCAUUCAAAUCUGAAAAAGUUGUGCAUAAAACAAUACGGUGGUUCAAAGUUUCCAACAUGGAUGGAAGAUUUACUUCUUCAAAAUCUGGUUGAAAUUUCACUAGAAUGUUGUGAAAGAUGUGAACAUCUUCCACCUCUAGGGAAACUAUCCUUCCUUAAGGAUCUUUUUAUAAGUGGCAUGGCUGCUGUGAAGUAUCUUGGCAAUGAGUUCUAUGGGGACACUGUUAUUUCAUUCCCAUCAUUGGAGAGAAUGGAUUUAUGGGGGAUGGCUAAUUUGGAGGAGUGGAGAACAGUGCGUGGAAGAGAAAUUUUCCCCCGCUUAAGCACAUUAGUAAUCUGGCACUGCCCAAAGUUAGUUGAAUUGCCUUUUAUUCCUUCGAUUACAAGUUUGGAUAUGGGAGUAAACAAUGCAAUGUUAAUUAGGUCAGUAAUGAAUCUCACUUCACUUUCUUCCCUUCUGUUUUUUGGAUGCCAGGAUUCACCAGUUCUUCCAGAUAAUCUGUUGCAUAAUCAUAAAAUGCUUACAUCCUUAGAAAUAAAUGGACUACGCAAUCACAAGUCACUAAGAAUUGGGUUGGAAAAUCUUUCAGCAUUGAAAAGUCUGAAUCUUGAGUGUUGCUACGAUCUCGAAACUCUUCUUGGAGUCCAAAACCUACGUUCUUUGGAAUACCUACAUAUGCAGGCCUGUAGAAGUCUUAUGUUUUUUCCUAAGAACGUUUUGUUGGGCUUAUCUUCACUUCGGACCUUGAGUAUAUGCAAUUGUGAGAAAUUCUGCACUUCAUUGGAGGGAAUUCAAUAUUUAACUACACUUGAAGAAUUAAGUUUUAGGGGAUGUAAUGAGCUAAUAUCACUACCAGAGAGUGUUCAACAUCUAACUGCUCUGCGUUCUUUGAUAUUUUUAGAUUGUAAAGGAUUAUCUUCUCUGCCAAAACAGAUGGGAUCCCUCACCUCACUUUCACAUUUGAUAUUUUGGGGCUGCCCUAAUCUAAUGUCUGUACCAGAGGGGUUGCAGAAACUCACUGCACUCAAGAGUCUGCAAAUUAAAGGUUGUCCAAAUUUAGAGAGGCGGUGCAAGAAACAUAGUGGCGAGGAUUGGCGUAAAAUUGCUCACAUUCCCAACAUUCAAAUCUAUCCUGGGAUUCAUGGGGGAUGCUUCGGAAAACUGAAGUUUUGCUAAAUUGGUAAGGUUUGAGAGUAGAGCACAGAACCAUUUCACAGCGAUAGUAUUGGCAAAUGUCAUGCAGGGAAAUCUUUGUCCAAAUUAAUUCAUGAGGUCCCUGAAGGGCUUGUAGAUGAGUCAGGGAUUCCAUUAAACAAGGGGAAUAUUUACAUUGCAAAGACAAGCCCCCACAGUGUGCUUACAGGCGUUCAUAAAUCUUUUUGAGGGGACUUCACAUUAUUUCUGAGAUCGCAUCCUCAAGAGAUGGUCUCUAGUGGUCAUAUGGUCCUUACUAUCAUUGGCAGUGACAGGAAAGCUGAUUCUUCUGGCAACCAGAGUUGCACCAUCUGGGAGUUACUAGGAAUCACAUUAAAUGACAUGGUCCAAGAGAUACAGAACCCACUUUGCCUCCUCUUUCCCCCUGCAGAAACACAUGGUUGGCUUGGGAUUGCUUCUUUGCCCAUUUGAAUCCAAUGUUGACAUUGUCCAG
Messenger RNA from Quercus lobata, 3567 nucleotides. Its product is annotated as putative disease resistance protein RGA4. The transcript has 3 exons. The record is from RefSeq and is a predicted model, not a curated record. Gene Ontology annotation, molecular function: ADP binding. Lineage: Eukaryota; Viridiplantae; Streptophyta; Magnoliopsida; Fagales; Fagaceae. The coding region runs from base 27 to 3095 and encodes 1022 amino acids.